Messenger RNA from Pelobates fuscus (common spadefoot toad), 3141 nucleotides. RefSeq names its product DEAD-box helicase 10 (gene DDX10). Gene Ontology annotation, cellular component: nucleus. Gene Ontology annotation, molecular function: nucleic acid binding; ATP binding; RNA helicase activity. The record is from RefSeq and is a predicted model, not a curated record. Gene Ontology annotation, biological process: rRNA processing. The coding region runs from base 152 to 2716 and encodes 854 amino acids. The transcript is spliced from 18 exons. NCBI's taxonomy places the organism in Eukaryota, Metazoa, Chordata, Amphibia, Anura, Pelobatidae.
CAAUAAAGUUACGUGCAGUCUCCGUCAAUACUACGCGACGCUCACACGCACACGUGAGUACAGGAAGGCAGCCACAGCCAGCUUACCGACGUCAUCAGCGCGCGACUCACACAUGUUUUAGUGCAGGCGAGCAGUGGCUGGGAGGAUAAACAUGGCAGAGCCGAGCACCAGCCAGGAGAAGCCGAAAAAGUCGCUAAUCGAUCCCAGGAACGACCCGGUAAGGAACUUCGAGAAAUGGAAGAAGAAAUACACGAAAAACAAAGAGAAAUGCAAGGCUCGCAGGAAGCAGAACAAGAAACCCGAAUGGCAGAUAGAGAAGGAGUCCAUCAACUACCUGGUACAGCGCUAUUCAGAGAUAAAUACCGGUGAAAUUGUUAAAUUCUCAGAUUUCCCUUUGUCAAAAAAGACAUUGAGAGGUUUGGUGGAAAGCCAGUACCGACUACCUACCGAGAUACAGAAGCAGACAAUAGGCUUGGCCUUACAAGGAAAGGAUGUUCUCGGAGCAGCUAAAACCGGGUCUGGCAAAACGCUGGCUUUUAUUAUUCCUGCUCUGGAGUGCCUUUAUCGCCAGCAGUGGACAUCAGACGAUGGGUUGGGGGUGCUGAUCAUCUCUCCCACCAGAGAACUGGCUUAUCAAACCUUCCAGGUUCUAAAGAAGAUUGGACGAAGCCACGAGUUCUCUGCAGGACUGGUAAUAGGUGGAAAGGAUUUGAAGCAGGAAUCCGCUUGCAUCCAUCGAACCAACAUACUUAUUUGUACCCCCGGGCGCCUCCUGCAGCACAUGGACGAGACCUCUUUUUUCCAUGCGACCACUCUGCAGAUGUUGAUUCUUGAUGAAGCAGAUCGGAUCCUUGAUUUGGGGUUCUCUGAAACCAUCAAUGCAAUUGUAGAAAACUUACCAAAGAAACGCCAGACCCUACUCUUCUCUGCAACCCAGACAAAAUCUGUGAAAGAUCUUGCUCGUUUAAGCUUAAAAGAUCCAGAAUACGUUUGGGUUCAUGAAAAGGCAAAAUUCAGCACCCCUGCAACAUUGGAACAGAAUUUUGUUGUUUGUGAUCUGGAACAGAAGAUAAACUUAUUGUAUUCAUUUGUGAAGAACCACCUAAAGAAAAAGAGCAUUGUGUUCUUUGCCAGCUGCAAAGAGGUGCAGUACUUUUUUCGGACGUUUUGCAGGCUACGGCCUGGUACUCCCAUUCUGGCUCUCCAUGGCAAACAGCAGCAGAUGAAGAGGAUGGAGGUGUACACAGACUUCGUGAGAAAAAAGGCAGCCGUGCUGUUUGCCACAGACAUUGCAGCUAGAGGCCUGGAUUUCCCUGCAGUGAAUUGGGUCCUGCAGUUUGAUUGCCCGGAAGAUGCCAACACAUAUAUCCACCGAGUCGGGAGAACAGCUAGGUACAAGGAGGGGGGAGAAGCUUUACUGGUCCUGCUGCCAUCUGAGCGUAAUGGUAUGGUUAAACAACUGGAGGAAAAAAAGGUCCCGAUUAAUGAAAUCAAGAUUAACCCUGAAAAACUUAUAGCAGUUCAAAACAGAUUGGAAGCCUUUCUGGCUCAAGAGCAAGAAAUGAAAGAACGAGCUCAAAGGUGCUUUGUAUCGUAUUUACGUUCUGUGUAUCUAAUGAAGAACAAAGAGGUGUUUGAUGUCUUCAAAUUACCACUCACCCAGUAUGCCACGUCUUUGGGUCUUGCAGUCGCCCCCAGAGUCAGAUUCCUAAAUAAAGCUCAGAACGCACCAGCAUCAUUUACUAAGGAAGUAGAUCAAAAUGAAGAAUCCGGUACUUUCAGUGAUGAAGAAAUUGAAGCCUUCAGAUCUAAACUGGGUCUAAAACGAUCAGACGGUGAAGGCAAGAAAUGUCCACCAAAGUCAGAAGAACACAGUGAUAUGUCUGAGGAUUCUGAAGAAGACCUCUCAAAGAGCACAAAAGAAACUUUGACAUUUAUGGAUGAUGAUGACGAUGACGACGAUGACUGUCGAGAUGUUGAAAUCUUCACCGUAAAACGAAGAGAUGUUUUUGGAGUAGAAGACGACGACUCUGCUUUGGAACCGGUAUUAACCAAAUCAAAGAUUAAGAAAACCGAGAAAGUGACCAAAGUAAAGGAUGCCAAAAAAGUUUUGAAGAAAAAGCUUAAAGUUAAUACAAAGAUUGUUUUUGCGGAUGAUGGAGAGGUGAUGCAGCAAUGGCCGCAGGUUCAAAAGACUGUGAUGGAAGACCCCGAAGAGGGCGAGGAUGAGGAACAGAGCGGCAUCAACUUGGCAAAGGCCAAGGAGCGUAUGCACGAGGAGGACAAGUUUGACAAAGAAGCCUACCGGAAGAGAAUCAAGGAAAAACACAGGGAAAAGAGGCUUAAAGAAAAGGCAGCAAGGAGAGCGGCCAGCAAGAAACCAGAUGAGCAGGCAGAAGAAGCUGUGGCUUAUCUUGACCACAAUGAAGGUGAUGACGAAGUAGACAUCAGUGCUCUUCCUGAUCCCGACAAAUAUAAAGAUCUAGAUGAAAAUGAAGAUGCUUUCAUAGAUGAAAACAGUGAUUUUGAAGAAGGACCUUCAAGAAAGAGAACUUAUAGCAGCACAGAAGAAAAUGUGCCAGAAAAGCCCGCUCUCAAAAACAAGAAAAAGAAAAUGAAGCAAAGCCCUUACGACGAGCUUGAACCAUUAAACACUGGACUUUCCCUGACAGAGGAUGAAGAGUUGGUACUGCAUCUCCUGAGCAACAAGAGCUAAUUAUUUAGCUCUGUAGGUUCUCUUAGCUCAUCUUCUUUGUUAGGUCAACAACUUUUGCAAAAUCAAUUUGGCGUCAAGGCAGUUGGGUUCUCGGGGACACUGAUAAAUGAGUUUCGGGAAGCAGUCUCCAAAUAUCCAGUGGAUUGUAUAAAUAAACUGUUAUGGCAAACUCCUCCUUAAUAUGGCAUUUCCUUCCUAUAUGUGCAGUUUUAUUUGCAAAUAACACUUCAUAUUAAAAAAAUAUGUUAAGAAACAUUCUGAAUACUGUUUGUGUUGUAUAAAUACAUCUGAUUGAGAAAACUGAAAAUAUAAAAGGAAUUCUGCAAGGUGUUUUAUCUAUGCAAAUGCUUCCACUUGUUUUAUACUUUAAGAGGAUUUAAAAGGAUGUCUGCCGUGAAUGAGCAAUUAAAAAUGUCUGUUCUUAA